CAUCAAACAAUAUUUCGUUCACUUGAUACAGGUGCAGGAUGAUGCUCAAGGUUGUCCUAAUUUAACUGAGCGCAGAAAUUUUAGUCCGCUUCCGGUUAGCCAACUUUGCGCUAAAUAUGUGCGCUUCGGUGUCAUGUCCAACUUGCAAGUAGGCGCUCGGCUUCUUGUCGGGAUCAUAUAAUUGGUUUGGAAGCGGGCGCCAAUCCCCUCCCCUCCCGGACCUCCCUCUGUGAAAUUGAGGGCACGUACGGUCGCAGGCGUCGAUCACUGGGUGGAGGGAACUCCGGGAACAAGGCUGCUGAGUCGCCCGAGAGAAGGCAGCCAGGAAGGUGAAGGACCCCGAGGAAGGUCGUCGUUGGGCUCGGGACACUCUCAGCUAGAUGUGGAUUAACACGCUCUUUUUGGCCAAUCAAAAUACUCGACAUGAACCGAGUAAGGAGCAGGAGUGGAGCUGAUAACAUAGAGAUGAGCCCAUCUAACUCUUAUAAUGACGAUAUAAAUGGCUACUACGGCGAAUCGUCCAGCCCAGGAUCUCAACAUAGACUAUCAGAGUGUCAUGAUGUGUGUGCGGAGACCUGUGAGUCUCUCAACACCAGCAGGGCCACACUGGCCUCGUCUGACCGAAGUGACAAAGUUCAGGUGGACGUUCGCACUUUAGAGCCUAUCAGUUCUUUGACUGGGUUCUGGAAAAAGCGGAUGCUGUUCCUGAAGUUUCGUUCGAGGAUCGAGAAACAGCAGCAGAGCAAAGACUCAGUGUUCUUCCGCGAUGGAGUGCGCAGGAUUGAUUUUGUUCUGUCCUACACUGACGAAAGUGAUAUUAAAUCGGGAAGAAAGAGGCAGUUGUACGAGGCCAACCUAGAGAAAAUCGGCUUGGAGCUGGAGACGGAAGAUAAAUCUGAAUCGGAAGACGGAAAAACCUAUUUUGUGAAGAUCCACGCUCCCUGGGAUGUGUUGGCCACCUAUGCAGAUGUGCUGAAAAUCAAGGUCCCCUUCAAGGCCAGUGACAUACCAAAGAAACUUUCCAUGAAAUGUCUGGCCGCCCCUUUUCGUCUUCCGGACCACGUCAUGAAUCCUGAGCCGGACUACUUCACUGCUACCUUCAACAAGAACAAUUCAGACUUUUUCAUCAUCAACGACAGGGAGACAUUCUUUAUCCCUUCCACUCGCAACAGGAUUGUAUACUACAUCCUCUCCCGAUGUCCCUAUGUGGAGGACGAAUGUGUCGAGAAAGACAAAAAGGGAAUCAAGAGGUUGCUCACCAACGGCACCUACACAGCGGCGUUUCCACUGCACGACUGCAGGUACUGGAUGAGAUCAAAGGAUACUAAUUGUGAAAGCGAACGAUACAAUCUCUACCAUUACUGGGCCAAAUUCUCGUGUUUCUUCAAACAGCAGCCCCUCCACCUCAUAAGGAAGUACUACGGAGAAAAGAUUGGCCUCUAUUUUGCCUGGCUGGGGUUCUACACUGAGAUGUUGUUUUUCGCCGCGGUUGUGGGGACCCUUUGUUUCAUGUACGGAUUGUCCUCAUACAAACAAAAUGAAUGGAGUAAGGAAAUCUGCAGUGAACAAAUCGGAGGCAACAUUAUCAUGUGUCCGCUGUGUGACAAGAGAUGCAGCUACUGGAAACUCAACAUAACAUGCGACGCGUCAUGGCAAUCGCACCUGUUUGACAAUGUGGGAACUUUGUUUUUUGCUGUAUUCAUGGGGAUUUGGGUGACAUUGUUUCUGGAGCUCUGGAAGAGGCGUCAGGCCCGUCUUGCAUACGAGUGGGAUCUGGUGGACUUUGAGGAGGAGCAGCAGCGACUGCAGAUGCGGCCCGAAUAUGAGAACAGAUGCAAGAGCCGCAAACUGAACCCCAUCACUCAGGAAUCAGAGUUGGUUCUUGAGAGGAGUACGACUGACCUAGUGGGGAAAUUAUUUCUGUGCUGGGUCGCCGUGUUAUUCUGGAUCUGUCUGACCAUUUCCUGCAUUGUUGGAGUGAUUGCGUACCGCCUGGCGGUAUACGCUGCCUUCUCCAGCUUUAUGAAGGAAAACGCCCACCUGAACAAGAUGGCUUCCUCAAUCACCCCGCAGCUAGCCACGGCUGUAACCGCAUCCUGCAUCAACUUCAUCAUCAUCAUGCUCUUGAACGUCAUGUAUGAAAGAGUGGCUGUUUGGAUAACCGACCUCGAAAUUCCAAAGACCCACGUGGAAUAUGAGAACAAGCUGACUAUGAAGAUGUUCCUUUUCCAGUUUGUCAACUACUACUCCUCCUGCUUCUAUGUGGCUUUCUUUAAGGGCAAGUUUGUUGGCUAUCCUGGAGGUUAUUUGUACAUGUUUGGCCAGAGGACCAAACUCAGGAAUGAAGAGUGUGACCCCGGUGGCUGUUUGAUUGAGUUGACCACGCAGCUGGUAGUCGUGAUGUCUGGUAAGCAGGUGUGGGGCAACAUCCAGGAGUCCCUGGCCCCGUGGUUAAAGAACUGGUGGCGUGGCAGAAAGAAUCGGCGCCAACCGGAGAGUCUGUACACCCGCUGGGAGCAGGAUUACAACUUGCUGGUGGUUGGCCACCUGGAACUAUUCUACGAGUACCUGGAAAUGGUGGUCCAGUUUGGUUUCAUCACUCUGUUUGUGGCUUCCUUCCCCUUGGCUCCCCUGUUGGCUCUCUUCAACAACAUCAUUGAGGUCAGAGUGGAUGCCUGGAAACUCACCACCCAGUACAGGCGUCCUGUGGCAUCCAAAACUCACAGCAUCGGAGCCUGGGAGGAAAUCCUCAGUGGGAUCGCCAUCCUCUCGGUUGUUACCAAUGCAUUCAUUGUGGCCUACACCUCUGAAAUGAUCCCCCGACUGGUGUAUAUGUAUGCUUACCAGCCAGGACGUACGAUGAAAGGUUACAUCAACAACAGCUUGUCUGUGUUCAAUAUCGCCGACAUGCCGCUGGCCCAUCGGCCAGACGAAGAUGAAAUUCCCCCCUGGUUCAAUGACUCCAUCACAACCUGCAGGUACCAUGACUACCGCUACCCUCCUGGCCAUGAGAAUCAGUACACCCACACAGUGCAGUAUUGGCAUAUUUUUGCUGCCAAGUUGAUCUUCAUUAUCGUCAUAGAGCAUGUUGUCUUCCUGGUCAAGUUCUCUUUGGCCUGGUUGAUUCCUGAUGUUCCGGCCGAUGUGAGGGAUCGCAUAAAGAGAGAGCGCUACCUGGUCCAGGAGUACCUGCACGAGUAUGAAGUGAAGAGGCUGACGAGCCAACUCAGUGGAAACCAGGAUGAUAGUACCUCCGUGAAUAGGGUCCAACCAUCUUUGUCUGUGCAUGAGGUGGUUUCGGAGAAUCUCUAGCACAGAGAAACUGCUGCUCAGUAAGAUUUAAUGGCAGUGAUGUCGACACGCCUGCUUAUUCAUGUUGAUCCUGGUUCUUGGUGUUGACUUUUAAGUGUCGUUGUAUGAUGACACACGCACUCAUACACACAUAGCCUUUAUAAAGGAGCUAGAGGUGUCAUCCGUCCUCAGCUAUCCUGCUUUAAGCAUGCUGAAAACCUAGAACACUUGAAUAUCACUGCCUCGUAUUUAUGGCCUUUAAUUCUAUGCUGUACGUGUAAUGAUGAAAAUUAUCAUGUUUUUGUUGUCAGGAAAAGGAAAGACGAGCCACACCUUUCAGAGCUAGCUAUUGUACUAGCCACUAUCAGUAGCUUAAGAGUCGCCUUAAUACAUUUUGUCCUUUGAUAUGUCAGUUUCCCCAUCAUGUGUAGUUGUAUGAACAACUCUGGUACAUGCCAUAAUAAGUUGAAUAUUUAAUUUAAGGUUUUAGAAUUUCUGCAAUCCCUGACCACUGCUUAUUAUCAAUGUAGAUGGGUGACGUCCCAUAAGUUUCCAUACAUAUUAUUGUAUGAGAAAUGUUUUCAUGUACAGGUGUAUCUAAUGUUACAUUUAAAUUAAUUCUGUGAGCCCAUUAAAUUUUACUGUGAUUAGCAGUCUAUAAUAUUGUACUUUAAAACAGCCUACAGUGAUGAAAUAAUGAUGUGUAAUACAUUUUUUUGGGCUUCAAAUCAAUGGAUAUAGUGCUGCUCUUUCUGGUGUGUGCAUUGACCACUUGGGGGCAGAAUAAGACGGCCUAAUGGCUACACAGCACAUGGAGACGGUCACAUGUUACUCCUCCAUUAGCUGCAAAAAUACUUCGUCCUUCUUCGCAGAUGAUAAAGAAUAUGUUGAGCAUUGUUUUCUCUACCUGUGUUUCCUCUCCCAUUUUUUUUCAUAUAUAUUGCUUAAAAGGUAUAAAACUAUGUGACACUGAUGCUCUUUGUUAGCCAUUAAUUGCAUUUUUUGUUUUUCAUUAGCAUUUGACUGAACAAACUUUAACCAGGCAAAGCUGUGUGGUUGUUCUAAAUACACAAUGGAUAAUCCCCUCCCCCAAAAUAAUAUUUAAAUGACAAAUUAAUUGCAACCAUGCAACGUUUUUUUUUUUUAGCUAACCAUUACGAUUUCAAUAUGUUGUUCUUUAUUCCGAUGCACUUUUAUGGAUGUCUGAAAUUGAAAAUAAAAUAACGCAGAAAAUUCCAGAAAAUGUAUGGAAACUUAAGGGACACUUUUUGUCAGGCACAGUUCGACUAUAACACAACCCCAAUUCC
Molecule: messenger RNA, 4598 nt
Organism: Hippocampus zosterae (dwarf seahorse)
Lineage: Eukaryota; Metazoa; Chordata; Actinopteri; Syngnathiformes; Syngnathidae
Gene: ano5a
Product: anoctamin 5a
Exons: 23
Coding region: 424-3312 (962 amino acids)
Biological process (GO): chloride transmembrane transport
Cellular component (GO): plasma membrane
Molecular function (GO): chloride channel activity; protein dimerization activity
Source: RefSeq, a predicted model, not a curated record